Trichoderma atroviride IMI 206040 is the source of this 1475-nucleotide messenger RNA. Lineage: Eukaryota; Fungi; Ascomycota; Sordariomycetes; Hypocreales; Hypocreaceae. The record is from RefSeq and is a predicted model, not a curated record.
AUGGAUUCCAUCGACAUAUCAUGCGGCGUCCUGACGCUCCUAACGAGCGCAAUCCAGGCUGGCAAAUCUCUACAUGAGACGAUUCAGUCCUUUCGAAAUUACGAGCGGACGAUACGGGAUCUACGCUCCGAGCUCGAGUCGCUCAUACAGGUUCUUGAAUCUCUCAAAAAUGUCAUUACUGAUGAAGGGCCCAUUGUCUCUAUGCUGAAGCUUCCGGUACUGUGUUGCCACCAGACUUGCCAGGAGUUUAAUGCCGUCAUCAUAAAGUGCACUAAACAUGCGUCUGCUGGCUCGCGAACGAGCUUCAGAGACUGGGCUCAGAUCAGAUACAUGGGUGGCGAUAUCAGAGAUUUUAAAGACAUGCUAUCCGGCUAUAAAUCUACCAUUGCUAUUGCUCUUGGUAGCCUUAAUAUGUUCAUGAUUCGAGAGACAACAGCCGAUCUUGAGGUUCAUCUCCAGAGCAUCGACGACAAAUUAGCUGCCCUGGCCGACCAUCCGCGCUCUGAGCCUGACCCUAAUGCUGCAUUGACUGUCAAGCGAAUGGAGGAAGAAAGGCAAAGUGCUCAGCAGUGCAUCCUCAUCUGCGAGAGUGCAAAGUCUCAUAUCCAGUCCUUGCAAGACAACAUGCAGCGUUUGGAUGCUGAACCAAACCAGGAUCGUCGCCAGACAGCCGUUGCGCUAAGCGAGGCCAGAGACAGAAUGGUACUCAUGAUUACCGACUUGCAAAAACGGCUAGUCGACCUAUCGGCGAAGUCACUAAGUACAGAGGUAUCAUUGCGGUCCGAUGAGUUUGAGCAGGAUCGGGCUCGACUCCUAAAGGAGAUUGAUACAGCCAAGCAAUGCCUCGAGGUUUGUAACAUGGCGGCCGACCAAGCCUCCAGGCAGAGAGUACACGUCUUUGGUGACGUUUCCGCCGAGGACAACAGCCAGCAGAUUAUCGUAUCGACUGUAGGAGACCUCCUAAACGCGAAGAACAUAAAGGUUGGAAGUUUUUCCUCGCAGUGGUUGGGAUCUAUGACAGAUACCUCUCUACAACAAUUGUCUAUGGACCGAACGGCGCAAUACAUCAAUAUCAAUGCAAGAGAAAGCGAUCCGUCUUUUGGUGGUAGAUAUGGCUCAGGGUAUAGAUUGAAUGAAAGGGGCAAGCAGUCAGCCGUUGGUGUUGGACGUACGAAAUAGUAGUGGUAGACUACGGAAUUGGCAGAUUAGGAUGCCCAAGCAUUAGUACUUACUUUCACUUUGGAUAUCAAUAAGGCCGGGAAUGGGCAAAGACCUGACACCACUCAAGAAUAGGCGUAUGCCAAGGGGGAGAAGAAGAGGGAAUUAUUAAACAAUCAGUACACAUUUCUCAGCUUUGCAUACAUGUACCCUAACAACACUAAAGUCAUCUAGCACUUACUACUGCUAUUACUGCUACUACUUCUAUUACUUCUACUACUUCUACUACUUCUACUACUUCUACUACUUCUACUACU